AUGGAAAAUAGAGAAUGUGAAAUAAGAAUAUUGAAUGGCACAAGCUGUGCUUUUUAUAGAUAUAUGCAUUCAGUAAAACAUGGUAUAUGGUCAAUUAAUCCUCCAGAAUGUUUAAAAAGUAAAAGUGAAGAAAAAUGUAUAGCUAAAUUUACGAAAACUAUGGGAAAUUUUUAUGGUAUUUUGCAAUAUUGUGUUGUUAUAAAUAGUGAGGAAUAUAUUUUAAAUGCUCGCUUUGAUAUCCCAUUAUUAGGUGAUAAUGUGGCUUCAGCAAUCAUAGGUAUGAAUAUAAAGAAUGAUAAAAAACAAGUUUUUUCUCAACAGAAUUAUUUUUUAGUAAAGCAUAGUUUUGAUAAUACAUAUAAUAGUAAAUUUUAUAUAAAUAUAUUGGAAACAGAAGAAGGAAAAAAAUUCAUUGAGUAUCAUAAAAAAAAAUUAAAGAAAGGAUUAUUAAGAAUUUUAAAUAUAAGAACUUUAGAAGAAAAAGAAAAAAUGAAAAAAGAUAAUUUAAAUAAUUCUUAUAAAAAAGAUGAAAGCAAUAAUGAUGCAUUAUUGAGUGCAAAGUUACAUAAUGUUUAUAAAUAUCAAGAUAUUUUAGAUAUUUUACCUUUAAGUUUCAUAAUUAAUAUUAAAAAUUAUGAUUGGAAAAAAAGAUUAAGAAAAGCACAUAAAUCUUUAUAUAUUUUAAUAAUCAAUUUUACUAGACAAACUUUAAAUUUAUCAGAUAGCAAAGGAAUGAAGUCAACAGUAUUAACAGAGGGAAACUGGGUAGAAUUUCCAAAUGAAAAAAUAUCUUCUUUACGUUGUAGUGAAUUUGGGUGUAAUAGCGAUGGAAUGUUUUCAAGUAUCAAUGGAUUUUGUAAAUAUAACUUUAUGAACGAAUCAUGUGAUUUAAAUAUUUUUUGGGAUAUUAAUAGUGUAAAUUCUAAAAUUAAGUGUAAUAUUAAAAAUACAUCUAAAUACACUAUUAUUAAAAAUGUUGAAAUUUAUAACGAAUGUACUGCAGUAUUUCAUAUAUUAGAAUAUUAUUAUUAUCCACCUAUUAAAAUAUUAGAAUGUAGAGCAUUAACUAAUAAUAUUAUUAAUAAAUAUAAUAUAGAUAAAAACAAUAUAGAGAAAAAAUUAAAUGUUAUUUAUCAAUGCAGUAUAAAUGUAAUAAGACAAUUUUGUCAAUAUUUGCAUAAUAAUGCAUCUCAUGAAAAUAGUUCAAAUGAAGAUUUAAUAAACCCAACUAAUUUCAGAACAACUAUAGACAAGGAUUGUGAAGAUGAUUACAAAAAUCAAAAAUUCUUUUUAAGUUCAUCAAGAGUUAAUAGUCAUUUGUCAGUAUACUCUCAAUCUGUGGAGGAUAUGAUAAAUAACCCAUAUACACUAAAUAAAAAGAAAAUAACUGAUAUAAAUAUCUUAAAAAAUAAUAAAAGUUUUAUUGAUAGCUACUUGAAUCAAGAAAAUAUUAACAAUAAUAUUAAAGAAAAAAAUUUCAUUUUAUUAAAAAAAAAGAAUGGUAAUUCAAAUAAUAUGUAUAUAAAUAAGAAUAAUAUUUUUACAAAUAUUAAUAUUACUUCGGCACGUGAUUUUUUUUGUUACAUUCAUGGUAAUAAUUAUUCAAAUAACAUACCAAUAAAUUCAUACUUAUUUAUUUCGUGGAAUAUUGGUAAUAUAAUAUAUAAAAAUUUAUAUAAUUCAAGUGAACAUAUAAUAAUAAAUGCACAUAGUUUAUUAAGUAGUCAGAAUAUUAAUGAUGAUGUGAUACUUAAAUUGAAAAUAGAUGAAAAUAAUAGGAGAAUAUACCCUUCAAAUUUAAUUCAUGGAUUAUUAAUGAAUACUCAAAGUAAUAUUUAUAUAAAUAAUGAAUAUGUAAUAUUAGAUAUUAUAUUAAACAUUUUUCAUAUAUUAUCAACUACCUUAUCACCCAUUAUUGAAAAAAUAUUAGAUUCAGAAUAUGGUAAUAAAUGGAUAAUAGAUAGUAAAAUACCGAAAAGUAAUAUAUGGGAAAAAUCUAAAGGAAAAAGUGAAUUAGAUAUUGAGGGUAUUAUUCAUUUAAUUACUACUUUUUGGAUAGAUAUUUUUGAAAAAAAAAUUAAAAACAUUGAUGUUCUAGAGAACUUACAGAAAGCUUCAAUUUUUUGGGCAAAUCAAGAAAUACAUCAAUUUGAUCAAGAAUUUGUAAAAAAAUUAAUUGAAAGUUCUUCCCUAUUAUUAAAGAUAUUUGGAGAUUAUAAUACAGCAAAAAGUAUUGAAAAUUUAUAUUACAAUAAAUAUUCUAUUUUUAAUGAUAUUUGUGUAGAUUAA
This is a messenger RNA of Plasmodium gallinaceum, 2289 nucleotides long. Its product is annotated as conserved Plasmodium protein, unknown function. The record is from RefSeq and is a predicted model, not a curated record. The coding region runs from base 1 to 2289 and encodes 762 amino acids. The transcript has a single exon. Lineage: Eukaryota; Apicomplexa; Aconoidasida; Haemosporida; Plasmodiidae.